Molecule: messenger RNA, 1293 nt
Organism: Ambispora leptoticha
Lineage: Eukaryota; Fungi; Glomeromycota; Glomeromycetes; Archaeosporales; Ambisporaceae
Source: the annotation of a GenBank genome assembly
AUGAUCGUGGUGCUGGCUUUACCGAUACUUUCAAAUGGACUACAAUUUACUUGUAUUCAGUGUAUUGUGAGCAUUAUAUCCGCAAUGUUUAUAUUAAAGUUGUCGAUGUGGGCGAAAAAGAUUUAUGCGAUUAGAAUUAAUGAGAAGAAUUCGAAUAAAAAGGAGAAUCAAAUCGAUUCAUUUUUCUCGACGCUUUCCCAUAUUCGGAAUUCAAUCGUGUUACCACGUGAUCACACUCGGUAUCAUCAAAUAACAUCUUCGGGACAAAUCACACCACCAAUAACAUAUGAUUCACAUGACAAUACCCAAUUAUUACUUCCAACGAAAACAUAUCUUGCCAAAUUUAUCGUAAAGCGCUUACACAUCUUCUUUGGAAAAUGGCUGCUUUAUGUAUCACUAGCAACAAUUGUUGAAAACUUUCAACCGAAAACUUAUGAGAAAUUUUAUAUAUAUCGAGUAUUGGGACUUUUUCGAAAUGUGAUCUUUGGUGAUAAUAAAGGAGAUUCAAGUAUCACGUCCCAUGAAUUACUAUGGCAUUAUUUGUGUAGUGGAGUUUUGUAUUUAUCAAUGAAUUUCACGUAUGAAGCUAUUUUAUUAAAUUCGGCAUUAAUUUUGUAUGCGUUACUUCCUGCUGAUCAAAAAGAUUCCACCACAUCAACAACAAUAAUCAAUAAAAAUACACCCACAAUCGAUAACAUUGCAUCAAAACUACUGCAUUUAUCACCCAAACGACAAAUAGCAAUCCGGGGAUGGUGUACACACAUGGUUUUCUAUUCUCCAACACUUUUCAAUAAUCCAGGAUUCUCGAGUUCACCACGUGACCUAUGGUCAAACCGAUGGCACCAAGGCUUCUCAGAGCAAUUCAAACAACUCGCUUUUUACCCAACACAUAAUCUUGUCAUCAAAUUCGGUGGGAAUAAAAAACUUGCUUGUGCGAUGGGUGCCGUUUCUUGUUUUUUAUUAAGUGGACUGAUGCACGAGUAUAUUCUUUACGCGUUUAUAGGAGCUGAAAACAAUACUGCUGGACAUCAAUUUUUAUUUUUUGUGGUUCAUGCGGUGAUGUUUGUUGUCUGGGAAGGAGUUGAAAACACAAUGAGGAGUCAUGGUGGUAAUAAGGAAAAAAAAGAAAUUUGUCAUGAUGUUGCUAAUCGAGAGAAAAAAUCAGGUUGGAUAAAAAUCAUUAUUUGGAACAUUAUUUUAAUUAGUACGCUGCCGUUGUUUAUUGAACCAUACAGGAGACGUACUCAUUGUAUGAUGCAUUUUUAUUGUACUGCUAACUACGUAAGAUCAUAG